AUGAAAUUAGAAUUUAAAGAUGCUUUCUGGGUGAGUGAAAGUGAUGCUAUCGAUCCUGUGUAUUCUUAAUGGGUUUUUAUUCAGGGCUGGAGCUGAGCGUUACACUUAUCUAGGAUGUGAAGUUAGUGUAGACUCAGUAUGUUAACUUUUCUUUUUUUUGGAGGGGGUGUUGCAGGUGUACUCAUUUGCCUUUCACUCCUGUUUUUAUUUCAUUGUUUGUCCUAUUUCAGUUAUCUGUUGGGUGUUUCCCUGUUUGAGGACUUAUGAUGUUUGCUUUUUAACUCUGUAUCUCACUUUGAUUCUCUCUGAAUUGAUGCUUUGAAUGAGACAUGAACCCAAACCUAAACUUGGAAAAACAGACAUUAAACCAGAGAUGUCACACACAAAAAUAGUCCAUUAUUUUUUAAAGCAAAAUCUCCAAAAGUAGUGCACAGAGGGCAAAAUAAUGUUCUUGUACAGCGGGGUGAUAACAGAAACUGACAUUUCAUUACUGCUCAGAGAAACUGUUAAUAUAACUGCAUUAAUGCAAUGAGGGGCAAAAAUAAAGAAGUUAUUGGAUGUAACCGGCUGCCGCAAAAGAUAUCCAACCGCAACCACAACACAAGUGCCAGAAAAACAACAUUGGCUCAAGUUUACAGUGUGAAAUUUUUAUGCUCUCUUUAUGAUCACCCUGUUGUCUGUAUUUAAACAUUUGACAGAUUUUCAUUUAAAGUAUGAAUUAACUCAGAGAUUUUUACAUCAGUGAUGUUCCUCUCACAUUAGUCCUACUUCAGCAGACUGAGAAUGCCUUCACACAAGGAGGGACUUUGUUCUCCAUUCAGAGCCCUUGGGAUAGUGAAUACCUGUAUUUUCGAAGUUUAGUCUCGUAAUCGUGUUUUUGAUGAUGGUGAUUUAUGUGAUGCAUUUAUGGCACUCUAUAAACUCUGGUUUGUAUGGGCUCUUACUAUAAAAUCUGCUGCUAAAUUACAACCUUUUACUCCCUUACGAAUUACCUGGUUAGACAAGAGUUAUUUUUUAAUCAUAUUUCCAAAAUUAUUGUCCUCUGUGAGCUCAGCUUAUACACUUUGACAAGUUUGACAUUAUUUCCAUGAGUCAGCUCACAGAGAAAAGACGUUCCACCAUCUACCCACUCUCUUGCCUUGUCAUACCUGCGACCACUUCCUGCCACGGGUCGUUUAAGUUUAGUCUUUCUAAACUAGCUACCAGCACCUUUAACAUACUGUUCUCAAGCUUACCCACACUUCAGUUUUUGUUCAGACAUAUUCCUACAGUACUCCUUUUUACCCAGUCCCAUUUUCAGCAUUUUUAAACAUUUUAAGGUGAUCAUUGCUGGGGUGAAUUUUAUAAAUACAGGAUAGCUCUCUUUGUAAUCAAAUGUUUUCUUCAAAUUGUACAUCAAAUGAUUAGAAAGUAGAAAUGAUAAUUCUUGACUUUAGGACUAUUUUUUCAAAAUCUAGCAUGAGGUUGUGAGGUUUUUCUUUGGCUUCAGUCUUAAUCCUGGAUCCAAAAGUAAAAGCGGGUGUCAUGGAUGGUAUCUGUGGUUUUAGGGGUCAGACUUCAUCAGUAAUGUUGGGUGUGAGACCAUCUGCCAGAGACUGAACGAUGGUCGACGAACUUGCAAAGACAUGGAGGAGCUCUUGAAAAUGAGGUGGGUUCAUAUAUGUCUUAAAUAUAGCAAAUGAAUUAAUAGAAGGAUCUCAUUAAAUUCUGCUUAGAUUGAUACUAUAAUGUUAUCCAUUAGGGCAUCAGCGGAAGAGAAAUACGGAAAGGAAUUGGCUGCAAUCGCCCGCAAAGUUGGGGGUAUAUAUGAGAUCUGGUAGGUGUGUGUGUGUGUGUGUGUGUGUGUGUGUGUGUGUGUGUGUGUGUGUGUGUGUGUGUGUGUGUGUGUGUGUGUGUGUGUGUGUGUGCAUGUGAAUUUAAACUCUCAGACAAUCUGUGAUGCACAUUUCGGUGCAUAGAAAAGACACACCCUAAAAAGUAACUCUCAUUCGUUUUGGUUUCACAGCACUUUGAGAAAAUCCUUUGAUAUCAUGAAAACACGUAAGAAGCCCAGAGUUUAUUUCCUGCUUUAAUUUUUUUUUUGUUGUUUGUUUGUUUAAGUUGCAUCUUUUGGUAUUUUUCCAGAAAUUGAAAACGUAGGAAACUUGCACAUUCAGCUUUCUGGAUUCCUGAAAGAGGAGGUGAAGAGAAUGGAGCAGUUCAGAGAGAGACAGAAAGAACAGAGAAAAAAGGUGCCAAUGAAAAUAAAACUGACUGUUCUUCAUUUGCAUAGGGAGGAAAUCUAAAAAGAGCUGCCUCUCUCUCUGUGGUUUUGUUGUGAUGAUGACUUCAUUCACUGACAUUAUCUUGUCCUUCACUUAUUAGUUUGAGUCCAUCAUGGAUAAGGUCCAAAAGGCCAAGGUCUCUCUUCACAAGAAAACAAUGGAAGUAAGGCCCAUUUGUAUACUUAUGAUCUUCUACAGGGUCCGAUUUGAUGGUUACGGUGUCUCUUGUUACCAGUUUUCAGCCACAGUUGUACUGCUGUCUGCCGAAUUAUUAAUAAAACUCUUGAAGUGCCUGUGAUGAAGUUAUCUCAGGUCAGUCUUAGUGUAGCUACAUCCUGCUUUUAUGUACACAAAGAGUGCAUGCAAUGCUGCAAAGCUGCUUUCACAGAAGUAGGGAAGCAUUGCCCUAAAUAUCUUGCAUGUGCAAGAGGAAGAUGGUUACGCAAGACAGUAAGCAAAUCCAAGUCCUAAUACCAGUUUGAUGGACACAUUAAGAAGCUCACACUUCUCCAUCCUUAGAAGAAGGAAGUAGAGUCAAACUUGUUGCACUUCUUUGCAAAUGCAUGUCCCUCGUCUCUUAACCCCACCUUUUUCCUGACAAGGGGUUCAUAGAGCCAUGACGUUUUUGACAAAACAUGAGUGUUAUGGUUUCACACCUCUUACGUUCUGUUUCCUCAAAAGUCUAAGAAGUCCUAUGAGCAGCGCUGUAGAGACGCAGAUGAGGCAGAGCAAAAUGCAGAGAAACUGGGGAAUGCUCCAACAGCCACUCCUAAACAGAUUGAGAAGGUAAAUCUGAGGUGGUACUCAAUAGAUGCAACAACUUUUGGAGACAGUUUACAGCAGACAUUUGCCACUACUUCUGAUGAAAAGUGAAAGCUUUCCAAAGCUGCCCUCUAUACCCACAGAGACUUAUUCUAUUCAGUGAAUUGAAAAUGUGUAAAUUGAUUUUAAAGCUUCAAAUCAGAUUAAAAAUGUAACUCACAAGGGCAAUGUUAAACACUGACGCAGUAAACUAAAAUUCUGUAUACUGAAAAAGCACAAGUUUUAAAGAUAAUGUGUCAUUCUCUCUGUUUUUGAAUAGAUGAACACCAAAUCCAAACAGUGCAGAGAGGCUGCAGAAGAGGCUGGUAGGGACAAAUAAUGAGUUCAAGUUUGUCUGAGGAAUCAUAGUUAUUUCUCCACUGUCUGUGCCAGAGUUCUGGAGUUUGGUCAUAUUCACUUCUCUCUCAUGACUUCUUACAAUUUCUCUAGAAAAACAGUACAUAUCAAACAUUGAACAGCUUGACAAGACUAGAGAAGAGUGGGAAUCAACACACAUCAGCACAUGUGAGGUAAAGUGCAGCACGAGACAGGUUUUGUAUUUCUGAAACACUUUGAUGUUGAUGCAUGGUAGAACAAUAGUGGCAAUAUCUGCAGUUUGUUUUGUCAAUGAGGAUGUGAAGUGCUUCCUACUGGCGGAGUAAAGUGAGUCUCUUAUCUGAAUGUUUCCAUGCAGCAAAGUAUCCCCCCAUGAUUACAUCUACAAAGCAGAGGCUCAUACCUGUACAGAAAGUUCAAAUGAAGUCGAGAGUUCAUGUUGUCUGGAUCUAAAAUCUCACUGUUUUGCAGAUUUUCCAGCAACUGGAGGAAGACCGUCUGAGUAUACUAAGGAACGCUCUGUGGGUGCACUGUAACCAUUUAUCGAUGCAGAGUGUGAAAGAUGAUGAGGUGUGUGCAGCUGUUCCCACAUAUCUACAUAAUAAAAGCCUUCCAGUCUCCUGAGAUGAAAAUUUAUUAUUUUUUUCAAAAUAAAAUUAUUCUUCCAGUGUUACGAGGAAGUGAGGAUGACGUUGGAGAAGUGUGACAUCACCCAGGACAACAAUAGCUUUGUGGAGAUGAAAGCGACAGGCUCCACCCCUCCAGGUAGGGUCUACUCACUGAACAGGUUUCCUGAUUUAGAUUUGAAUAUGUUCCAUAAUGGAGAUUUCAAUAUUAUCUUCAAAUGGCUCCUACAAUUUGCAACUGAAUCGUUUUCUGAAACUGACUGGUUCUUCCACAGCUCCUAUUGAAUAUCAAAACUUCUACGAGAGGGACAAUCUCGGCGACAGUAAUGGCAGUGCUGGGUUUGUGGGAGGCGUCAUGAAAAGGUUAGAGUUACACAAAAGGAGAAACCUGCUCCCAAGUCAAUAACUUCAUAUGAUGCUGAAUUUUACAUUAUAUUAUUGGUCUUCACAGUAUGUCUUUUUAUGAGUUUCAAGCUGAUGUCUUUCCUCUAUCUGUAGGUUUACAAAUCUUCUACCGGGGAAUAUUUCCUGCGGCUCUAAGCUGAGUCUCAAUGAUCCAGUUGCACAGCCUCAUGGUAAAGCUCUUAAGUAAUUCAGGAACUUUUCCUUUUUUUCAAACAUUAUGUCAGGAACAAUUGUGAAAUCACUCUUUUGAUGCAACACACGACAUAGAUCAUUGUAGUUACUCUACUUAUUCAUUACACCAGUGCUUCUCAAACACGGUGGCCUUGUUUAACUAGUAUGCAAGAUUGAUUAUAUCAAACACAGUUGUUUGAGUAAAUAUUAACAUUGGAUAGGACCUCCAAAAACAAAUAUGACUUAGCCCCGCCUAUAAGAGACAUAGCUGCAACUUUGUAGCAGUUUGUAAAAGCUUUAAAACUUUUACAAGUGUUGGGAUCUAGAGUGUGAACUAUAAAUAGAUUCAAAAACAGCUCAUAGGUAAGUAGAGAUUUAUAUCAAUAACAAAAAGACUGGACGCAAGUAUCCUCGAUCCCCCCCAAUAGUAGUGCAACCUAAAUUCUAAAACAGUUUGGGAAUAAAAUGUCAGAACCACCACUUUGUGAGAGGCUGUGUGAGCAAAUGGUUUAAUAAUUUCAGGAUGUUACUCAGUAUAAAAUCACUUUAAAAUUAAAUUUGGGGAUUUCAUCAUCGACUGUACAUUUUAUCAUUGUAAGAUCCUGAGUAUCUGUAGAAAUCUCCCCACAGAAGGAACAAGGCAGAAAACAAAUAUGGGAUGGCUGUGAUCUUUGAGUCUGCAAUCAGCACUGCAUUAAAGACAGGCAUGACUCUGUAGUAGAAACUACUGUAUGGGCUAAUAUCACUUCCAGAAACUACGGUCUGUAGACACAGUUUGUCAUUACAUCCACAAAUGUAGGUGAAAGUGUUUCUGGAGGUGCUGGCAACUCCUCUGGGUGUGGGCCCUAUUAGGGUGGACCCACCAAAGUGGGAAACUGAGUUGUGAUAGGACAAAUCAGAAUUUGGCACCAUUAAUGCUGAGCAAUGUACCGUGUGUACGUGUUUUAAAGCAAUAUGUGCUGACAUCUUGACAAAUUUCAAAACUGCUUCAAACUGGACAAAAAAAUUUAAGAAACAAUUCUACACAGGGACACAACUUUUUUGUUAUUGGUUUUGCGGUAAUGUAAAGUGAAUACAAACUUAAAGCUCCUGGGAGGCACUUUCUGUCUGUGUUAACUUUGGCGCCCCCCUGUGGUCAAAGUGAAAACUCUUAAAUCACUGCUGAUUUCAGCUCAUCAUUGAAAGUGACAAAAAAUCUCGUCCUGUUGUCUUUUAAUGUUGAAUAUUGUUUCACUCACUGCCAGUAUUUGUUUUGAGGAUGGCCUCAUAUGGUGCUGACCAUGUCUUUAACUCCUCAAACAGAAUCAUCAGAUGGAGUUUAUGCAUCCAUUCCUGGACUCAAGGGGUCCCAGCAGAUCAGUGAGGAGUACAAGGUCAUUUAUGACUACGUUGAACAGGUCAGAUAUCUAACACGAGCCACAUUUACAUGUUCUAAUUCUUGUUCACAUUAGAGGGGACGUCUGCUCACUGAGUUUCUGUUCUUUUUUAGGGUCCAGAUGAGCUCUCUGUGUCUGUUGGGGAUGUUGUGAUUGUCACUGAUAAAGGUGAAGACGGCUGGUGGACAGUGCAAAGAAAUGGCCAGACAGGAUUGGUUCCAGGCUCCUAUCUCACCAAAGAAUGA
This is a messenger RNA of Xyrichtys novacula (pearly razorfish), 6224 nucleotides long. The record is from the annotation of a GenBank genome assembly. NCBI's taxonomy places the organism in Eukaryota, Metazoa, Chordata, Actinopteri, Labriformes, Labridae.